This is a messenger RNA of Amphibalanus amphitrite, 1404 nucleotides long. RefSeq names its product glutamate receptor ionotropic, delta-1-like. Lineage: Eukaryota; Metazoa; Arthropoda; Thecostraca; Balanomorpha; Balanidae. The record is from RefSeq and is a predicted model, not a curated record. Gene Ontology annotation, cellular component: membrane. Gene Ontology annotation, molecular function: glutamate-gated receptor activity. The transcript has a single exon. Bases 1 to 1404 code for a protein of 467 amino acids.
AUGCAGGCCAUCGGGCAGCUGAUGUCAGUGGGCCGCACCUGGUCUGUGGAACCGUUCAGCGGCGAGGGCAUGAAGGAGCCGCUGCGCGUGGUGGCCAUCCACGAUCCGCCCUACAUCUCCAUGGUGCGCCAGGGCGACGGAUCCUACCACUUUGACGGCUACCUGAUGGACCUGUGGCGCACAAUUGCGCGCGAGCUGCGCCUCACCUACCGGCUGGUGGCACUGCCCGGCGGGGGGUACGGCAGCAUGGACGAGAACGGCACCUGGAACGGCCUCAUCGGCGAGCUGACGUACGGGCGCGCGGACGUGGCGCUCACCUGGGUGAGACUUCGCCAGGACCGCGCCCAGGCGGUCGACUACGUGGCGGCCGUGCCCGUGGAUCAGGAUCAGUAUACGUUCCACAUGCGCCAGGGCACCGACACCGUGCCCCAGAUCACGCCCGGCAUGUUCAGCUCACUGCUGAAGCCGCUGCACAUGAACGUGUGGUGGAGCCUGUUGGCCUCGCUGUUCGUCGUCUCGUGGGUGCUGCGCAUCGCGCUGCGCUACAACCACGAGCGCGCUGAGCGACGCGAGACGGUGGCUGACAUGACUUGGGGCACCUGCUUCCUGUCCAGCUUCAUGUCUGUAGUCGGACAGGGCUGGGCGAGCUCUCCGGACUCCCUGGCGGCGCGAACGGCCACCAUCUUCAGCUGGGUGCUCGGCAUCCUCAUCUACGUCAACUACACGGCCAACCUCAUCUCCUAUCUAACCGUCACCACGGUGGACAAGCCCAUCAGCAGCCUCAAGGAGUUCUCAGAACAGUCCGGCUGGAAGUUCGCCUUGGAGCGCGGCAUUGGCACCCUCAACGACUGGAAGAUCAGUAGCAGCCCGUACGAACGCGAGCUGUUCCGGCGCGUCUCACAAAGGGACGGCUACUUGGAGCUGGAUGGCAGCGAUGAGGCCUUUCGUAAGUCCAUCGAGCCGAACGUUCUUGUCUAUAUCGACGUAAAGCGCCUGUUCUUUACGCUCGGGGACGACGCGUGCGCCACUGUCCCUCUGCUGGAUCGGCUGCCGGCCAAGGCCAACACCUACAUCGUGAUGGCGAAGGGCAGGGAGCGAUUGCACAGCGCCAUCAACCAGGUGAUGCGCGUGCUGAACCAGGCGGGGACGAUCUCCCGGCUGAAGGCCCGGUGGCUGACAGGGGGCCAGGAUAUGUGUACUGCGUCCGGCGGCUUCAAGGAGCUCUCUCUGGGAGAUGUGCUGGCAGUGCUCGUCCUGGUCCCCCUUGGAAUCAUCUGCAGUGUCGGCCUCUUUAUGCUGGAGUGGCUCUGGAUCAAGUGCUCGCCGUGCCAGCGAAAGUCCCAGGCCUUGCAACAGUAUCCAUUUGAACAGAAGGCCGGAAGCAAGACAUCAUGGGGCAUUUAA